AUGUUGGCGACGAGACCCUACGAGCCACCACCAGAUUAUGUAAGUCUUUGGAGGCCUAAAUGAUCAAUUGCCACUCUGAGACCGUUCAUUUAAGACAAUAUAUCUCAGCUGCCUGUAGAGGUAUCAAAAAAUUGUCAACUACAAAAAUAUUCGAAACAUGUAGGCCUACAAAUUUGUAGUUGACAACCUUUUGAUAUCUCCGCAGACAGCUGAGAUAUACCGCGUUGAAUAGACCGUCCAACUUUGCUCUGUUCAACUCCUUUCCGCAACCUUUCCGCCUCCUGUUUGUUAUUUACUUUUUGUUUCCGCGCGCCGCAUCGGCAGCUCACCCUUUUGACAGUAGUGUUCACACACUUUUCUCCCCCCCCCCCUUCCCCAAAAAAAACUGGUCCUGGCCGAUCGGUCGGGCGCUUCAAAUGACUUUUGGCACCCGUCGGGAGUGAAUUUGAGCUGCCGAUACCACUUGAAAAGUCAUCAUCAUAUCCACGUGGCAUCAUAUUUCAACGUGAGUUUCGAGGGGGUUAUAUAUAUUGUAGUCGAAUUCGGCUAAUUGAAAAGUGACAUUUCCACCCACCACUUUCUCCUUUUCCCCUCGAAUUCAUUGCCAACUGGUGAGACUUUAUCUAAUUAUCGAUUUAUACAUGCUACUCGGUUCUAGAUUCACUUUUGAUUCAUUUGGGUCUCACCACGAGAAUCUAGAGGUCUCAAAAUGGAAAUCCUGGAGACCCAACGUGUUGGUGUCAAAAGUCAUAAAGAUGUCAGUUCAUUUUGUUUACUCUUUUUUCCGCCCAACUGUUUGUCGCCCCCCGUCUACUAUCCAGAUCCUAAUGUACAUCAUCCUCCUGAUCAUGAUCUUCUUCCCCCAUUUUCCCUCAUUUUUUUUCCCGCCCAAUUCUUUCGCUUUUCAUCCGGCGUUUGACCGACUUUUCUCUGCGCCGCCCCGUCCGCUGCCAAUCCGCCACUUUUUUUGUUAUGCCACCACCGCUUUUUCACUCACUUAUCAUACAAUAGUCUAAUUAGCGAGGCCACGCCCACUUCUUUUGUUUUUUUUUCGACCUCUGCAACAAUACGCGAAUUUCUCGACGAUUCGAACGAAACGGAUGAUGAUGAUAUAUAUUGUGGCGGGCUUGACUAUUGAUGGCGAUUUAUCUCAGCUGCCAGUGGAGACAUCAAAACGUUGUCAACUAGUAAAUUGUGCAUUAAGAAAUUGUGAACACGUUAUCAGUUGACCACUUUUUCACAUCUCCACAAAGAACUGAGAUAUGUCGUCUCGAACACUAGAGUUUCUAGCAGCAUUCUCUUCCCCAAACAUCGCCUAACAACCCCUUCCUCUAUUGAUUUUCAUCCGUCUUCCUCUUCCCAUCGCUAUAAAUCUCAUUUCCUUUCCGUUGAUUUAUGAUAACAGAUUGGAGAAGCAUGCAGAAAGUGGACACAACUUUUCCUUCGGUGAUCUUCCGUGGGGAUGACAUUGCAGGAAUGUUUCCUGGUCAGAAAAACUGAUAUAUCUUUGGACCCCUGUAUCUCGAGAACUAAUGAUUGUAUCAAAGUGUUAGAAACUAGAAAAUUGUUGGAAAUUUUGUGCUAAACAACUUUGCAAUUGAAAACUUCUUCUCAAACUACCGCGUUUUUGAGAUGUGAAGCCUAUCAUGAAAAAGGUACAGUGUACGUUUUGCUCUUCCGUAUCGGCUACCAAACAUUGUUCAUUAUCAUCCAUUCGUUUCUUCCUCGUAUCACCGCUUCCGAAUGUCAUGUUUCCCACGCGUCGCUCUGCGGAUUCCCAGCCGAUUCGUCCGAAACGAUCCAACAUUGUCCGAUCCGAUCAGACAACAAAAAAAAAAAGAAGACGGUAUUCAUUGUGAUGGUGGUUUUCGCAUAAAUUAUAAUGUGACAUGCUUCCUCCUCCUCCUUUGCAUUCUUUCCGAUAGUUUUAUUGAAUAAUAUCCGAAAUGCCGUCGUGUGCGUCUGCAUCAAUCGACGCCGAAUUACAAUAGUUCCGAUCUUGAUGCUCCGGUGAGCCUAAUCCAUUCGCCAAGUGUUGAUCAAACAAUGUUCGUGGCUUUUCGGCGAGCGCCAAACGCGAAAGGAGCAUCUUUGCUUUUGGCUUUUGGCUCCGGCUGGCUCUUCAAUAAUAAUCUGUUUAUUCUCUCACUUUUCCUCCUGACCAUUCAUUUCGCUCAUUCUCGCAUACAUACCGAUUGUUUCUUUUUCUAUUCCCCAUCCACUUUUUCCGAUGCAUCUGAAAGGACAAUCUUUGAGGAUCUUCGAGCGAAGACUCUUGAGAUAUGCAUCUUUUGCCCGACAACAAACUACCCGUUUGACCUGCGGUUUUAUGUGCAUUUCGAGUGAGAUUCCAAUCUUGGAAAAGAACAAUCGAGGAAUGUUGAAAAUGGGUGUUACAAACCUACAGUAUGUCCUGUCAGUUUCAAAUUUGUUUUGUGAAAUCUUCAAGUCCAGUACUGCAUUUUAUUAGUUGACAACUUUUUUGUACACGCACUCUCUGGCUUACUGUAGCUCUUGGAAGUUGGGGGUGGUUGCCAGACGUGUUAUGAUUUUCAGUGCAAACAAACUUCCAAGAGGUACAGUAUCCCAGGGAGUGAUUGUACAAAAACGUUGUCAACUGCAAAUUUGUAGUGCAUAACGUGUAGUAUAUUUUUGUAAUUGACCACUUUCUCACACGUCCACUGCUAACAGUACCAACUCGACAAUAUUCGCUCAAAGUUGAUCUCCACUAAAACUGUGUCGAGUCAUCAUCGAGAACAAGUGUAAUUAGGAGUAGAACAACUUCUAGGAAUUUGCUAAAACAUCAAGUUCUACCCUGAAAAAAGCGUGUCCAGGUUCCUGUUCCUCGUCAAAAAAUUUCUAGAAAGAAUUUCCUUUUUUACAACCUCAUCACGACCCCCGAACUUCUUCAUUCUUGACAUUUCUUCUCAAAAAGGACCGUGAUCUUCUGGUGGUCACAUUCAGUGUUACAUUCAGUUAUCAGUAAGUCACCAAACCAUUCUCACUCUUUGUUUUCUUUUUUUUAUCCUUUUAUCAUAAAAACAAUAGAGAAAAGGGACGGAAAUGAUUGAUUGGCAUUGAUAAACUGUCACUUUUGUGAAUGAACUAAAACAGAGUAGCUUUGUUUUCGCUAUUUACCACUUCUUCUCAUUUCUGAUGCAUCAUAAUGGAUUUUCCGUUCAUCUUUGAUAACUUCCGGACACUUUGCAACUGAAUUUAGUGACUGAGUUGGUUGCGAAACGUCCUUGUAUGUCGUGAAACUUGUUAUAUCACAAUACUGUAUAUUCAAACUAGUAUAUCUCAGCUGCCGGUGGAGAUAUCAAAAAGUUGGCAACUACAAAAAUCUACUAAACAUUAGCGACUACAUUUUUGCAGUUGACCUCUUUUUGAUAUCUCUACAGACAACUGAGAUACACCUCCAUUACAGUUUAUACGCAAAACAAACUCGUUCGAGCUGUUUUUGCAGCUAUGAUUAGUAGCAAAACGCUUGGUUGCAAAACGUCUCACAGUGAAAUAUUGAAACCAGAACCCUCCAAACACAUGUUCUCCUAAACAAACAUGACCCAGCCACGUCAUCAACCCAUGGGGACCGACCAGAAAAAGCAAUGAUACGUCCCAUUGGCUCUUGACAUUUCCCCUCCCUUCUUCUUCUUCUUCUUCUUCUUCUUCUUCGUCUUCUCCCACUUUUUCUCGUCGAAUCUGCGUUCUGUUUUGUGGUGUAAUUCGAGAAGGGAUUCACUGUUUGUUCACCCCACCAAUAAUAUGCACCUUUUCGCCUCCCCGACCGGUGAACCCUAUUCAUGCUUUUCACACAACCACUAUUAUGCAUGCUUUCAUUUCAUUACACAUUGUUAUUGUCGUUUCCUUUUAGAGCUGUUUGUUCGCUUUUCGCAUUUGACCCCUAGCUUCCUGGCACAGUUGCAAGCGUGUCUCACAACUGUAAAGCGUCUUAUUGUUGCAAUUUGUAUCUUACUAGUUGAUCAAUAGUUGCAAAGUGUCCAACGGUUGCAAAACGUCACACAAAAUUCUCAUUUCAUUUUCUCUACGCAUAAUCAUAAUCCCACGCUUUAUAUUGCGCCAAUGUGUGCAACUAAACGAAACCACCCGAAACUAGAAUGGAUUUUUUUUUUGGUCAAAAUUUCAAAACCCUCGCUCUCAAUUUGCGUACCGUUUUGUGUGCAGUCAACUGUGACAUUUACCAGCCGCCACAAAAUUUGCAUAAUCUCCGUUUCGCAUGCGCUUUUCGGUUUUUGUGUGUGUAUUGGUUUUGGGGUAAAAAAAAGUAAUGGGAAGGGAUGGAGGUCGACACUGAAACCGUUUCUUUUUCAAGGUUUUGAGUAGCGGAAAAGCCGAAGAGGUUAUCAUUUCCUUUUUUCGUCUGCUGUAGUUGCGAAACUGGUUGCGAAAUGUCUAGGUUUCGGUCAGUGUUGAGCGGAAUUCCGUCUGCCGUCUUCCGCCUUCCGUCUUCCGUGGUUUUUUUUGUUCCGUCUUCCGUCUGCCGUCUUCCGUAAAAAAAUUUUCUUCCGUCUUCCGUCUUCCGGGAUUUUUUCUUCUUACCGUAAAAGAGUAAUAGCUUUUCAAAAGCCAUUUACUAGUCCCGAAGAACGCGAAUUUCCACGGGCAGUGACCCAGAUCCAAAAGUUUUGUUGCUUUAGUUAUUUUUUUCAAAAAAAAAACCGGAAAAAAAGACUCUGAAUUGACGAUUUUUUGUUCCGUAUUCCGUCUGCCGUCUUCCGGGAAAAAAGUGUUCUUCCGUCUUCCGUCUUCCGUCUUCCGUGAGAAAAAUGUUCUUCCGUCUUCCGUUUUCCGUGUUCCGUAAGAAAAAUUUUCUUCCGUCUGCCGUCUGCCGUCUUCCGGAUUUAAAAAUUCCAUUUCCGCUCAACUCUGAUUUCGGUCAUUUCGUCGUUGGUCCCCUCCUGUUAGAGCCGCGAACUUUGCCUACACUUCUCCAUCCUCGAACCUCGUCAAGUUUCAUCAACUUUUUCACCUCGUUUUCACACUUUCUUCUGCCAUCAUCUUUAGAAAAAACCGCGCCUGCCAAUUAGUGUGUGUGUCUCUUCCGAGUAUUGCGCAACAAGUGUGUGUGGGGAUAACUACGCCCUAGCUAGCGAUUAGUGAAAGUGCGAAAAAUGGCGCCGCUUUUGCGGAUGGAGAAGGAGAAGCGGCAAAAGUGUUCGCAUUUGACACCACCUCGGUGGCUGUAACAUGAUAUAAGUUUAUGAUCAUAUCGGCAGAGGAUGAUCGAUGGAGGGGAAGACCCUGUUUGCACACCUGUUCUUCUUCACCCCCUCUCUCUCUUUCUCUCUAUUCCACCAUUCUAUUUCUGGCCGCUUUACAGCCUAUGCUAGAGCAGCGAUGGCCGACGAAUACAGUCAGGAAUAGCAGCUCGCCGCACGUCGUCGUCGUCACCUCAUCGCCCACCUACAGAAGUCACUCGAUUGACGCCGCCGUCAACAGGUAUGUGUACGUAGGCGAGCCUUUAGAAAAGGCACUAAUUGAAAAAAAAAAAGAAACGUACACGGUCAUGAGUCACAACGUUGACAUUCAAAAGGUUUCGUAUAGUGUCGGCACUCACUUUUAGCCUUAAUUCAGGCAAAGUAACUCUACACACCCGCGGUUGGUAGUGACCUAAAAGUAGAAACUGAAUUGCCUUCAAUUUUUGCAAUGUUUCACUGAAGAGUGCCACCAAUUUGGCUCGAAGUGAACCGAAAAACUUUUGAACUAUUUCAUGUAAAUUGACAUCAAUGUUGCAUUUUGCAGAAGUACAUCCGCCUACUUCCAACACGCUCACCGCCCGACCUAUCAUCGCAAGCCACACCAACAGCACGAGUAUCCGAUUUGUGGAGUGUCUCCGGCCAGACAACACUCGUACGAUCACUUUCAAAAGUCAGUUGUUCGAAUGGCAAAAACUGACUCUUGUUAAUACGUUCUAGAGCCUUAGGUUCAGCAAAACAUCAUUUGAGUCUAAGGCUGUGAGCAUACUUACAACGAGCCCGAGAUUUUGCUUUAUAUGCUUUUAGACUUUUGAAAAAACCAAGACUAGGCCCCUGUCUGGGCUUUAUUUUGAUGUGAGCUAGUAAAAAAAAAGUCGAGCUUAGCCAGGUUCUCCUGAACCGUUACAAAUGUGUACUCAGCUCAAGUCUUGAGAUCCUUGAAGCAGACUUGUGACUAAUAAUCGGCUUGGUCCGGGUUUCAUAUUAUAGGGGCACCGGAGAGAAAGGGCGCGCUGUUCGCAAUCUGGCCGAAUUUCUAGGCCGCGAAGUAAUUUUCCACUGAAAACGUGGCCUAACUUUUCAAACUCGGCCCCGAUGUCGCUCAAUUUGCGCACUGCAAAAAGAGUUUGUCAACAGAGCGCCAUUUCUGUGCGGUAUAAUAGUUUUGAAGGUUUAGAACUGGAAAAAGUCAAGUACAACUAUUAUUUUUAUUUCGAAAUAGAAAAAGUCACUAACAGCCACUGUUUUUCAGCCUAUCAGCAGCCGAAAUCGAAGAGAUGCUGCGAACACGUCAAUUCCCGGAGGUAAGCCUCAUUUGUCACCCCGAAACCAGUCAUUCAUUCGCAUUCCACAGUUUCUCCUCAUUGUUUUCCUUUUUCCUCCAACUGGGUCAAUCUCAUCGUAUACAGUUAGCAAGUUUCCAACUUUUCUCACCACCUCACAACACACUUUUUAUGCGUUUCUCGCGCAUUCAAUUCACAAAGUCUCGAUAUUAUCAAUCAACGCGUUUAUGAUCUCUUGUGUUUCUUUUGCAAAAGCAAAAGCCUCGCUGGCUAUGGUUAGAAACUUGUUUUCGCACUUUUUUUGUUGUACAAGGCCGAGGAAUAGAGGACACUGGGUUUUUGUGUGUGAAAAGUGAAGUGACGGCGGAUAAGUGUCGUCUUGGUGUUUGAUGAUUUUUUAUUGAGAAGCUGGGCAAUAUCAGUUGAAAACGUUCAACUUUGAGUGUGUCUAGCCGAGCCCAGAGACACUUUUUUUGAUAGAUCUUGACACCUAGUACUGUAAUUUACUAGUUGACAACUUUUUUGUGCAACCUUUCUCUGGGGUACUGUAGCUCCUUGAAGUUUGAACUGAAAUACAAAGCCUUAAAGGUAGUCUUAACUUUCAAGAGCUACAGUACUUUUAGGAGUUGGUGUACUAAAAAGUUGUAAACUGCAAAAAUAUACUACACAUUAUGGACUAGAAUUUUGUAGUUGACAAGUUUCAUGUACCAUCUCUCUAGAGAAUACUGUAGCUCUUGAAAGUUAGAGCUACUGAAAGUCUCAUCUAUUUCAACGCAAACUUCCAAGCUCUACAGUACCCCAGGAAGUGGUUGUACGAAAAAGUUGUCAACUAGUAAAAUGUAGUACUGGCUGCCAAGAUUCACCAAAAAAAAGUUUCUAGACCAGUAGGACACCUCUUGACUCAGCUUGACACACGUAACGUUUAUCUGUUCAGUUCCCAUUGCCAAACUACGAAAAAUUAGUGACCCGAACAAAAAUUCAACGAAAAAUUCGCGGUCAUAUGUUUCCAUCUGUUCACAUCUGUUCCAUGUCACAUGAAAAAAUGAGAAAAGUUUCUAUUUAUACACACUUUUGCGGAUUCGUUUAUAAAUGUGUGAAACAGUGAUCUCUUUUCGUUUGAAAAUCUUGUAUAUAGCCUUCUAAAAACGUUGAAAAUCUCUCUACCAAGUCAAGAAUUCUCUCAAAAAAUGCUUGUCCGUUCCACCGACUAUCCUCCUAAUCCCCACCGCCUAGCCGCUUCGAAAACUGCCAUCAUCAUCCGCACAGAGACGGGGUGGGGGGGCGGCUUCGAAAUGAUGAAUUCAUAAUUUUUUUUGGCUAUCGGGAGGGUCGACGACACAAUAGAACACACUUGAAUCCCUCCCCCUCCCCCUUGCUUUCCACUUGAAGACUGAAGAAAACAGAAGCGCCCUCUCCGGCCGUCUGUCCGUCGUUUUAUUAUUUGCCCAUCAUACCAUACCAUCAUCACAUUUACAUCUCUUUUCAUUCAUUCAUUCAUUUCCUCCUCCCAUUUCUCAUCUUUUUCUUGUUAUUAUACAAAUCUUUUGCAGAUUGCCGGCAUUUACGGAAGUGAUGAGCAGCCGGCGCUGAGAAGAUUCACUCGCUACAAUCAGUCGAUUAGCUCGAAGGUUCCGCCGCCGCCGCCGGCGCCUCCGCAUCCGCCGCCACAGCAAACUGUCGUCAUGGACAAGGAUGCUGGACGCGGAUCGAUUUUUUCGAAAAGGUCAGUAGUGUAGGGACAUGUCUUUUUAUCUUUGGCGUCAACCAAUUCAUCCUCAUUUGCAGCUCGAAGAAGCCGCUAUUCUUCAUGGGCAACUGGACGUUCCGCGAGCGCAACAAGUCCGCCCGCCCGUCGAUCAGCGAGGCGAUGCGCGAGGAACGUCCGCACAGCAUGAACCUGUCGGACGUGCGGAGCCGCAGCAAGAGCGGCGAAGUGCUGGGCCCGCGGAGUACGGUCUUCGUGUCCGAAUUUCCGCGGAACGUCGAGACACGGGUGCCGGUGAAGAUCGAGCGCAGUUCGAUGGUCCGCAGAAAACCGUCGAAUUUUGGUGGUGCGCCCGAAUCGAUCAAUAAUAAUAGCAGUGCGUCGAGUCCGUCGUCUUCCACCUCCUCGGCCGUCGGCGAUUUCAAGAGUGAGUAUUGUAUUGUCGAACAAGUUCCCCCCCUCCUAAUCUAAUUGUGUUAUUGUAUUGUAUGAUUGCAGCCACGAUUACCGUCGACGAUGAUCAAGUUGCCGUGAUGCGACCCAAGAAGGAUUCCGAAGCGACCAGCAGCAAUAACAACAACAACCGGUACAGCUUUCAGUCUUGGUACGUCCACGGCUACCAGACGACUAUACAAUUCCGCCCGUUUCAGUGUACAACUCCGCAAAUCGUGUCCGGACCUCGACAGUUCAGUGAUGAGCAACAUGGAACAGCACCGAGUCUCGAAGAAACGGACCCGACGGGCGAAAGAGAAGAUGACGCAGGCGGCGUGGAAGCGGAAGUCCGUCAAGGAAUGGUCGCUCGACGACGUGCUCCUCUGGCUGCAGUCCGCACAAAUGGACGAGGUGGCGUCGCUGCUGAUCGGCUACGAUUUACGCGGCGACGAUCUUCUGCAGUGGAACGAUCACACGCUGGCGCAAUUGGGAGUGUCCAGCGAGGAAACACGGAGCACCUUACUAGCGGAACUCACGAAAAUCAUCGAGAACGGACCCGAAACGGUGGUGGAGGAUGUUCGCAGCAAUCAUAGAACACUUUUUGAUAUAGUUAAACAGACUAGUUAUGAUCAGGUCAGUUUUGAGUGUAAACUUCAAACAGCCGCAGUAGGCCUAGGAAAGGUUUUACAAUAAAGUUGUCAAUUUCAAAGUUGUAGUACUCAGUGUGUAGAAUAAUUUGUUAAUUGACACUUUUUCUGCAUGAGCACUCCGAAGACUACUGUAGCUUACGGAAGUUUGGGCUCUCAAAUGGCCUUUCAAUUGUACUCAAACUUCAAGCACCUACAAUAGGCUUAGAAAACGUUGUACAAAAAAGUGUUCAACUACAAAAAUACAGUACUUGGUGUCAAGAUUCCACUUUUUCAGGUACUGGCAGUCGAGACCCCCCUAACGACUCGAGAUAUCACAGUGACGCACGGACGACUCGGAUGUCUGCAGAUCACAAAAGUCAACGGAGCAAACUUGCCGCUGAAGGAGCAUGACUGGUAAUUUAUUAUAUUUUUUGAGAAGUAAAAUAACAAAAGCGUCAAUUUAGCCUACUCGAAAUCAACGAAAGAGCCGGAGAGCAGUUCAAGAGUGCUCUGAUGCUCACCAAAUUGAUAUCCGAUUCGAACGGCGCCGCCAUUCGAUUCGUCGUCUUGCGACGGAAAAGCGAUACGAUUUUGGCCGAGUCACAGGUGAGACGGUUCGCAACCGUGGUUGCAAUUCGGCAGAACACUUUGCAACUGGUUUAGACUUUUGUUUUCCCUUAUUCCUUAUUGAUUUCAUGGCAAUAUGUCAGUUGGUUGCGAAUUGUCCUAGUUCCAAAGUGUCCCAGUGGUCAAAUAGUUGCAAAACGUCCCCCUAAUCUCUAUUUCUUCCAGAAAGAAUCGUCGAGCAGCGGAAUAUCAUCAAGUCCUCAAACUCCAACCGAAUAA
Messenger RNA from Caenorhabditis sp. 36 PRJEB53466, 10108 nucleotides. NCBI's taxonomy places the organism in Eukaryota, Metazoa, Nematoda, Chromadorea, Rhabditida, Rhabditidae. The record is from the annotation of a GenBank genome assembly.